Messenger RNA from Triticum aestivum (bread wheat), 1633 nucleotides. RefSeq lists its product as uncharacterized. The record is from RefSeq and is a predicted model, not a curated record. Bases 68 to 1324 code for a protein of 418 amino acids. The transcript is spliced from 2 exons. NCBI's taxonomy places the organism in Eukaryota, Viridiplantae, Streptophyta, Magnoliopsida, Poales, Poaceae.
AACAAAAUUCUAGCCCAAGCUGGCGACGCUCCGCGACAGGUGAUUCUUUCUUUCGCACCCGGGUGAGAUGGCCGACGUUCCAUCCCGGCGGCGGCGGGGGACACUCGACGAUCCGCUGCACCCCUCCCCAACUGCCAAGUCCUACCCGUCGUGGCUCCAUGGAUCACUCCCCUCCUCCUGCCCUGAGCAAAGGAGGGAUUGGGCGAAUCUCUCUGACGGGCCUAUGGGGAUUAUCGCCGAGCGUGUCCUCGCCUACGACAUCGCCGACUUCCUCCGCUUCCGUGCCGUGUGCCGUCCGUGGCGGCGAAUCUCCAUGGACCCACGCGCGCACGGCGGCCUAGACCGCCGGUUCCAUCCCCGUCGGUGGGUCCUGCUCCGAGAACGGCUCGCCACGCCCAACCGCAGGCGCUUCCUAAAUUCCUCCACCGGCGAGUGCAUCCACGUGGACAUCCCUGAGCUCCGUGAGCACGAGGUGCUCGCCCUCACCCCCGAGGGCCUACUCGUGUUGCUCCAUAACCAAUAUCACGUCCGCCUGCUCAACCCGCUCACCAGCCAACUCAUGCAGCUCCCGCCGAUCACCAUGCUGCUGCCUUCUGAGGACCACCACAGGCUUUCAGAUCGCUACAAUUUCGGGACCAACUUCGCAGCGUGGGGCUCCGGCAUUGCAGACGAUGAUUCAACAGUGGUGCUCUGCUUCUACCGGCUCCGCAUGCUUGGCGUUGCCAAGCCUGGCGACGACCGCUGGACGCUGCUCAAGUUCCCUGACCCACUAAGGACGGUACCUCUGAUGUUCUCCGGCCGCUUCUAUUGUGUUAACCUAAAUGGUGUCAUGGUCCUCAGGAUGAGUCCACCACGGCUCGAGGUGGCUGCCAAGCUGCAUAUACAGGUGUCCCGAGAAGGCUAUAGCGCCCACCUCGUGGACAAUGGCGGGGAGCUGAUGUUGGUUCACCGCAGGCGCUGGCACAGGUGGAGUUACGAUGUGUAUCGGGUGGAUUUGGCAACUGGGGAUCUAGUUGCAGUUAAUAGUCUCGGGCGAGAGCGUGCAUUGUUCAUGGGCAUGUAUUGCUCUCUCUCGGUCCCCAUAGAGAUUUUCCCCUCUGGCUCCAUGAGUGGUGACACUAUCUACUUGAGCUUUGACGCUGGUGAGAGGGAUGAUUUUGAGGCUUACCACCUCACAGACAGAAGCAUCACACCUCAUGACGGUUACAAUCUUCGUGAAUCGGUAAUGCUGCCACACACUAUUGUGGACUGCCUCGCCUUGUGCAUUACUGUGGGAUAUGAAGAACACACCAUUGGAUACGGAGAAGACUUGGAUGAUUUUUAAUAACAGAGGAAGAAGCACACAACAGCUGAACAUGAGUUGGAAUAUGAUUGGAAAGGAAUCAGGAUGUUUAUUUAGGAGAGAGUCUUUUAUAUACAUGUUAAGAACGAGUCUGCUCAGUAUAAUUUGCAGUGGUCAACGUUGAGUAUGGUUCCAACUUGCAGUAGUAUUUCUCUAUGACACUACUUCAUGCACGAGUUUUUGUUUCUUUUUUUCCUUUUUUUUGCGAAUGCUUCAUGCAUGAGUUGCAUACUACAUAUUUUCUCCUAGCUCCACAUGUAAUGACUGAAAAAAGUUACGAAUGGAACAAUA